ACCUGAUACUAUUGGUUUUGAUUUAGUUGCUCAGAUUCACUUUUUCACUCAUUUAAAUAAUGUUUGUUGAUUAAUCAUCUGUGUCGAGCAUUGUUUAGGGCUUUCACUUACACAUAGUCUGUUGUAUUUAAUCAUUGACACAGUCUUGAAGACAGAGUAUUAUUCACAUUUUUUGAUGUUGAAAGGGACUCUCAGAAAACAUAGAGUAGUUUUAGGAAGCAGAACCAGAAGUCCCCAGAUCUCCCAUAUUCACUUCUGGACACCAUGAUUGCCUGUUUGGGGAUUUAGGCAUGGAAAUCAAAUAAGAGAUUUUUUUUUAAGGUACAUAGAUGCCACUAGCGGCAUAUAAAAUUCCACAUUUGAAUACUGUGAAAUUUUAAGUGAGUCUGGCAGUCUAGCAAAUCAAACUUCAGCACGCACACAUUUCUACACACCAGUGACUUGCAGCUGGUGCACUUCUCUUGUCUGGAAGCCACACGCAGGGACUCAAGAAAAGCAAGCUCUAUUCUGUAGGACCCUGCCUCAGUCCUGGCAAGUUAGAGGAAAAAGAAAAAAGCCACCACAAUAUAAAGAUUUAUUUAGCUAUGGCUAAACUUAGCCCUAUUAUUUUCAUCCGUUUAAUCCUAACAUGUGAGAUGUUCUUGGCCAAUGGUAAGAAAAAAAAGUGGAUCACAUGCCUUCCCAUUAUAGGCAUUUAAUUUCCUGUCAAUUAAUAUGUCUUAGAUUAAUCUGGAAGAAAGCAUCAAGCACAAUUGCAUAAGAGGACAGAUGUGCAAAUUGAGACAUGUAGCAUGUGCAUUUCAGAAUUCAGACCAAUCCACUAAACCACUACGAUACACCAAAACCAAAGAAUGAGACCAUCAUGAUUAUUAGGUUUGCACAUAAGUAUAUGUGGGUGUGAGUGUACCACACACAAACAACCACUUCCUGAUUCCAAGCUCCUGUUUAGUGCAUUUGCAUCCCAGCAGUUAAUAGGAAAAGGCAGUGAAAUAUGGGGCAACUCCAUGCAUACAAAAUGACUGGCAUUGCCUGAGGAGGCUAUCUAUCUACACAGCAAGAAAAGAAAAUUGAAAGCAAGGUCUUAAAAAAUCACUCUCUGAAGUUUCAACUGACACAAUGCAACAGCUGCUAACAGAUCGUCAUAUCCAUAUCAGUUUGGAGCAAUGGUUCUCAACCCAAGACGAUUUUGUCCCCCAGGGGCCAUUGCCAUGUCGGGAGACACAUUUUGUUGUCACAACCAGGGGGCUACUGGCACCUAGUGAGAGAGUCGUGACUGGCGUUUAGUGGGCACAGGCCAGGGACGCUACUCAACAUCCUACAACCCUGCCAGGCAGCCCCUCACAACAAAGGUCUCCGGCCCAAAAUGUCAGUGUUGCUGAAGUUGAGGAGCUCUGUUCUAGAAAUUUGAAAAGCAGAGUAUAUGAAGCAUUGUACGCUUGAGACAGGCUUAUAUAGAAGCAAGAAAUAUAUAAAUACAAAAAUACUUAUAAAAUGUGUAUCUGGCUAUCUCUCAAGAAUGUUGCCCAAAAAAUGUUUUUCUUAUCACCUGUGCCAACUUGACUGGGCCACAGAGUGCCCAGAUAACUGGUCAAAUAUUCUGGCUGUUUCUGUGAGUGCCUUUGGAUAAAGUUAAUAUUUAAAUUGGUGGACUAGAGAAGCAGACAGCCCUCCAUAAUGGGGGUGGGCUUCGUUCUGUCUGUUGAAGGCCUAAGUAGAACAAAGGUCAAGUCCUCCCUCUCCCAUCCCCCCACCAAGCAGGAAGGAAUUCUGCCUUCCAACUGAAACAUCAGCUCUUCCUGGCUGAUGGCCUUCGAGCAGGGACAUGAGCUCUGCAAAUUUUGGACUUUCCAGCCUCUUCCAUAAUCACGUGAGCCAAUUUCUCUCUCUCGCUCUCUCUCUUUCUCUCUCUCUCUGAACCUCCUUUAGUUUGGGGUUUUGGUUAGUUUGGUUUUGUUAUUUUAUAAAAAGUCUAAGAAAUACAGUUCUUGAUUUGUUACCGUAGCAACCAUUUUGCUAUGCAUUUAGCUAUGUAGUAUAAUCCCAACCAAUGUUGGAUCAGGUACCUAGAAGGCAAACACACCUGGUAAUUUCUGGGCUAACCUUGUACAUAUAACCUCAUCUUAUGGGCUGUUACGAGCUUUUAAACCCAAGCUUUUGACCAUGUUUAUUUAGUAAAACAAGUCAUAGACGUAAACGAGAAGUGUUCAUUGCUGCCUCCUUACACAGGCUGCCUGAUACCAACAGCCACACCACCCUCCUCACCGCCUCCCGGCCAGAUUCAAAUGACGCACUGGAGAGUUUCCAAUGGCAGUGCGUUUUUUUCCCAUUCCGCAAGUGGGAAGCUUUGACUCUGAAUUGGUUGCAUUUAUUUUGUAUUCUUUUAAACUAGGUACAUUUGCCAAAGUUAUUGCCUUCCUUAAUAUAAAAAUAGUCCAGUGUGACUUCCCUGUCUAAUGAAAAUAAAAGAGGAGGACUAGAAACUCACCUAAUCUUUUAAGAAUCCUAAUUCUACACCUUAAAUGCAUCUUAAGAAAAGGACAUAAUUAACAGCCAAAUGAAAAUGUUAGUGGAUUUCUAAUAUGUGAGAAAAAAGAAACAAUAAUACAUAUUAUAAUGUUGAACAUUUAAUUGUUAUCUUUUUCUUUUGCCUCAUUUGGGCUAUUCCAAAGCAUGCACUUGCGAAAAAGGAGAGAUAUUUUAGUCUACAUUUUUUUUACUAUAGUAUUUCUUGUGGAUGAAAAAAUGAAAGCUGUUGAGAUUAGACAUCUGUAUUCUACAACUCCUGUUUGCAGCUCUCUGAUUAUGCGAAUAGAAAAAUUAGCUGUAAUCUGAGAGCAUUUUCCCAAGUUAAUUUGUAUUCAUGUUAUCGGAUAGCCACAUUUGGAAAAAAGCUCACAAUCCUAACUUUUAUUUUUGGUAUAAAUUUCCAAGGACUUAGGUGAGUUUGAAAGAUGAAUUCAUUUUCCCCCUCUCAGGAAGCUCUUGCCUUGAAUUAGUCACCACAUCCUAGCAGUAGCCCAUUGGAACUGCUUCCCAGUGUCGACAGAUGCUGGUGUACCCAGACCGUGCUGCAGAGUUUCCUCCUCAGGAUGGCAUUUAGCUCAAUCUUUUUGAGCCUAAGUAAAAUAUACCAUGUAGUGGCUGAUUGAAGAGAGCUGUGCUCCUGCUAAAUGUCAGAUCUGGUUAAGAAAUAAUUCAGGAAUUCAAAAGACUGCAACUAGAAAGGGAGGUUCACAACAUUCUUAAGUUAAUAUUACCAUUAAGUGGGAUUACUAUGAGUAGUAAUGUAAAUGACUUAAAAAUACAUCUCGGUCACCUGCAGGACCAAAAUGGACAGGACAUCCCAGAGCUGCCGGUCCAGAUUGCCGGACAACACUGCCUUGAAGCAGCAGCGAUUGCCUGCCUACCGCCUGCAGCUCUCAGCCACCAAAGUCCUCUCUGGCUUUUUUGCCACAGGAGCAUUCUGCCUUGGCAUGGGCAUCGUCCUUAUAUUGUCUGCAAAGAGCAUCAAGGAGAUAGAGAUUAAUUACACAAAUAUAUGUGCAAAUUGUGCAGAACUGCGGGAAAACGCCAUUAAUUUUGACAAAGAAUGCACCUGUUCCAUUCCUUUUUACCUGCCAGACACAAUGCAGGGUAAUGUUUAUAUGUACUACAAAUUGUAUGGCUUCCAUCAGAACCUCUAUCGAUACAUUCUAUCCAGAAGUAAUAGCCAACUGAUGGGUAGAGAUGUAAAGGAUGUUGGAAACUGUGAUUCAUUCAGAAAGACCCACAAUGGGACCCCCAUCUGUCCAUGUGGAGCUAUUGCCAACAGCAUAUUCAAUGACACCAUUAUUCUUUCAUACAACCUUACCUCAUCUGUACGUAUCAAAGUCCCAAUGUUAUCGAAUGGAAUUACAUGGUGGACAGAUAAGUUCAUCAAGUUUCAGAAUCCAAAUUCCAAUAAUCUUCCUAGUGCAUUUGCAGGAACUGCAAAGCCCCCUCACUGGUCUAAGCCUGUCUACGAACUGGACGAAGAGGAUUCGGGAAACAGCGGCUUCAUCAAUGAGGACUUCAUCGUGUGGAUGCGGACGGCUGCCUUCCCCACCUUCAAAAAGCUGCACCGUCGACUCAACCGAAUACAGUAUUUUACUGAAGGCUUGCCUGCUGGUAACUAUAGUUUCAACAUAACCUACAACUUUCCCGUAACCAGAUUCCAAGGAGAAAAAUCUGUUGUUCUUUCCACCCUGACUUGGAGUGGAGGCAGUAGCCUUUUCUUAGGCCUUGCCUACACAGUGACAGGAGCCAUGACAUGGUUGGCCUCCUUUUCAAUGAUGGCCAUUCACCUGAUGCGUAAAGAAAAGAAAAUGUUCUUCCCCAGCUGUCAAGUCAAGCUUUGAAAAGAAAAGCAGAAAACACAGAAAUGAACAGAGUAAUGAAGUAACAGAGCCAAAGAUUUCUGACAAGGCUUGAAGUGACUGGGCCGUUUGUCAUCGAGGGGAACUGCAUUGAUGAACCAAGUACAAUCCCAGGUGGAUAAAUGAGAGUUUCAGAGUGAAGAGGAGGAGGCGGGGGAGAAAGAGGAAAAGGCAUAAUUAUGUAUAGUAAAAUGUCCCUGGGAAUUAUAAAUCAUCCUUUAGCUCUAAACCAAGUCUCUGAUAUUUAUUUAAAGCCCUAAGCCUAAAGGCAGGUGACUGCCUAAGAACGUACCAUCACCAAACAAGAGCAAGCAGGCCCAGGGGCCCCAAGAUUAGAUGGAUCCUUUCAAUAUCAGUCAGGCUCAGACCACGAGUCUUUAUUGGCUGUUUGAAAUUAUUAUAGACUAUUCUACAACAAUUGCUGAGCAUCAAAUUGAACAAUCAGGAUGAUUUUGAAAACAGAUUUAGUCAAUGUUCUCUCUCUUAGGCCAUUCUCUCUCUUAGGAGUCAGAACUAAGUUUUCUCUGCUAAAAAUAAGGUGAAAGUCGUGGCGGUGUCCCGAGGACACACAACACAGCGAUGCGCUGUGCAGCCCAGAGGAAAGCACUGACAGUGACUGAUUGCCUCAAAAAUGGUCCUUAGCACAAAACAAUUCCACACCUUUACUGGGAUAACAUAUUCUAGAAUGCAAAUGGUGACAUGGAGUUAUGACACUUGAAUUCAUAUGUGUUGAAGGAGUGCCUCAAAGUCUAUCUCAAAAAGUUUGAAUUCUUGCUAAAAGUCACUUACAAGAGACUCAACAAAGUACUUGGUAAGGCUGCCAGGUCAAUAGGUACAUAGAGUCGUGUACCUAGAUGAGCAGAAUAUUGUACUUUUAAAAACACAUUACUUUAUUCUUAUUUUUUGAGGUAAAGGAAGCCUUACUUUGUGAUGACAGUAGGAGCAGAAUUUUCAUUUUUAAAGAAACAUACAGUACCAACACAUGUUUGUCCCUUUAGCAACCAAGAAAGUAUUUCUUGGUGGCAACUUUCUGCAUUCACCAAAUAGUUGAGAACUUUU
Molecule: messenger RNA, 5453 nt
Organism: Phyllostomus discolor (pale spear-nosed bat)
Lineage: Eukaryota; Metazoa; Chordata; Mammalia; Chiroptera; Phyllostomidae
Product: cell cycle control protein 50C-like
Exons: 7
Coding region: 3330-4376 (348 amino acids)
Biological process (GO): phospholipid translocation
Cellular component (GO): plasma membrane; Golgi apparatus; endoplasmic reticulum
Source: RefSeq, a predicted model, not a curated record